This is a messenger RNA of Tripterygium wilfordii, 826 nucleotides long. RefSeq lists its product as uncharacterized. NCBI's taxonomy places the organism in Eukaryota, Viridiplantae, Streptophyta, Magnoliopsida, Celastrales, Celastraceae. The record is from RefSeq and is a predicted model, not a curated record. The coding region runs from base 64 to 534 and encodes 156 amino acids. The transcript has 3 exons.
UUCUAAUUAAGGAAAAAAAUAUCAGGAGGACUUUUGAAGGUUGGUUUUAUCCUGUAUAAAACCAUGUACAUCGAUCAACUCACAAACACCAUAAGAUCACUAAACAUAUCGCAGGUACAACAACGAAACACAAACCCCAUCAAGCUAUACAGUUCCCGGCGAGCUCCGUAUUUCCUCGCCAUGGACUCGCACUUGCUGAGCACCCAAACGGGGUCGACAUGGACCAACGAGAAGCACCUCCACUUCUUGAACGCGAUGGAGUCCUCUUUCGUCCACAAAAUGCUCCAAACUAACGCUCACCGCCUCCGUCUCGACCGUUAUUUGCCUGAUAGUUCCGAAUCGACCCUAGAUUUGAAGACCCACAGAAGAAAAAAACAUGCUUUCUCAGUUGAUCAUGCUGUUGGGUCGAAAACCAAAAUUGGUGGUAAGGUUGACAAGAGAACAAGGAGACCAUCAUCACGAUCGCAGCCGUGCAAUUCAGCACAAGAUCAGGUGGUCCCACAGCUUGGAAACAGAGAGGAUGAGCAAGAUUAAAGCCACUAAUCUACCGCCCUCUUGUCAUCUGCCAACCGAGAGAUUCUUCUAGUUUUUUUUUUUCUUCUGACUUUUAAGAAAAAUAAAGAGAAUGGAUUCGUUUCUAAGAUUGACUUCCUUGUCUUGUUGAUUGCAAUGAGAUAUUGAGAUUAGACUAUUUAAUUCACUCAAUUUGGUUUAUUUAAUGAGUUCACUUAAUUAGGCCAUUUUUUUUCAUUCAUAGUUUGUUAGGGUACAUGUUUUGCGAGAAGUGUUAAUAAAAAUAUUCCCCGUUGAUUAGGGGAGUGUCUUU